UUCAUUAUUUGCAUUAUUUCGUCUCGACGAAAAAAAAAAAAAUUCCAUUUUCACUAUCCGGCCCUUUACAUUGCAAUGACAUAAUUUUAUUUAUACACACGCAGAAAUGUAUGAUCUUAUUUGUGUGAAUAUAUGAAUUUCUACGUACGUAAAGAUAAAUCGGUGAUGGUUAGAGAUGGCAGAGGGGUCGUACGUUAAGCUGACCAAAGAACAGAACUCUUUGCAGAAUAUCACCCCCGGCGAGUUAAAUCAGCCGAUCGAUGUUGCUGAGUUAAAUGCUCCCAAAUGUGAACAAUGUGGACAAACUUUACCACCAACCUACUCACCCCCGGCUGAUGAGGACUGGAUAACAGGGAUAUUCGGAUGUACUGAAGAUCAUGAAAGUUGCAUAACUGGACUGUUUUGCCCUUGUGUGCUAUUCGGGCGCAAUGUGGCAACCUUUAACGAAGACAUAACUCAGCAAAGCGCAUGCAUUGGUCACGCAAUAUGUGUCGAGGGAGGAAUUGCCCUUGCCACAUUGACAGCUGCAUCUCAUGGUAUAGAUCCCGACACAGCCUGCCUUCUUACUGAAGGUUUGUUGUUCGCAUGGUGGGUUUGCGGCAUCUAUACUGGCAUGGGUCGGCAAUUGCUGCAAAGAAAAUAUCAUCUCAAGAAUUCACCUUGCGAUCCAUGCAUGGUGCAUUGUUGCCUCCACUGGUGUGCCAUAUGCCAGGAGCAUAGGGAGAUGAGGCACCAUCUUUCGGAAGCCAUCUCGUCUGAAGCCACUGUCAUAGAUCCUCCGCCAGUCCAACAGAUGAAUGCUGCCAAGCAACACAUGAAUCCCGAGUCUUCUUCUUCUUCGCAUGAGGACGAUCAUAACAAUCUGCAGCUACAGAUUGUUCCCCUCUAAAUUUCUAUUUUGAAAGUUGAAACAUAUGUAACAGCAUAAUCUUUGUAGUUUUACAUCCUAUAGUUUUUUUGGCUAGUUUUUACAUUGCGUCACGCUCCAAUCUGCACAUAGUUAAUCUUGAGAUAACUCAUAGGAUAAUUGAAUUGUUGAAUAAAUUGUUGGUUGUUUGCACUGCACGUCUCCUAUACGUUUACAAAUA
Molecule: messenger RNA, 1088 nt
Organism: Striga asiatica
Lineage: Eukaryota; Viridiplantae; Streptophyta; Magnoliopsida; Lamiales; Orobanchaceae
Source: the annotation of a GenBank genome assembly